Molecule: messenger RNA, 637 nt
Organism: Panonychus citri (citrus red mite)
Lineage: Eukaryota; Metazoa; Arthropoda; Arachnida; Trombidiformes; Tetranychidae
Product: vasotocin-neurophysin VT-like
Exons: 3
Coding region: 77-331 (84 amino acids)
Cellular component (GO): extracellular region; secretory granule
Molecular function (GO): neurohypophyseal hormone activity
Source: RefSeq, a predicted model, not a curated record
UUAAGGGAGAAACAAUUGGUAGGUAUUAUAAAUAUGGUCUAAGUAAAAAUUAGAUGAGCAAUUGAAUUAAGUAAUCAUGUUAGCCUCGUUUAUUUUACUAACUUUCCUCAUUAAUUUCCACCUCGAUGAAGCUUGUUUCAUCACUAAUUGUCCACCCGGAGGGAAAAGAUCUCAUGGUGACAUUGACCAUAUGAGAGAAUGUCUUCGUUGUGGUCCAGGUAACAAAGGAGGAUGUUUCAAUGAUUUAACCUGUGAAAAUGGCACACCAACUGCUGAUGAAUCACUUCAACGUAUCUUUGAUUCACAAUCUUCGCAUAAAAUUACAGUUUAACUGUUCCAAUGAUAAUUAUGAUUAAUUGAAAGAAAAGAAAAAAAUUGAAUUUCCUAGUUUGUAUUUCGCGCUAUAUCUUAAUUGCAAAUCUUGGAUCCAUUUUAACACUUGGACUCGAUACUGCAAGUGCUUAUCGAGGUCAAUAGAUGUCUCGAGGAUUAAUUAAUUGUUGCACUUAAUCAUCAUUUCAAUAUUUGUCUCAUUCUUGAUUGUAGACGGAGCGAAACAAUUCAAUCAUAUUAUCCGUAUUUUGCCUAGAUAUAGAAUGUUAAUUUAAUCAUAGUUAACUUUUUAAUCAAUUAUCUA